UUUAUAAUUGAACGUUUCCCUCGCUUUUGGAUUUCUGUUCGUUAUUUCCCUUUCUCUCACAAACUCAUCCUUCCCAAUCCGAAUCCCUCUCUCAAUUUACAGCUCACAAAUUGAUCGACGAUUUCUUCACUUUGAAGUUAAGGUUUUGUCUCUUUGAAGUGAUAACUGGGCAUCAUUGAUACCAAGAAGAUAGUAAAGUUUCAAUCUUUUUGUUAUUUGAAGAAAAGUAAUUAUGGUGAGGAUCAGAGGAGGAGAGCAGAGGAAACGUGUUGAUGAGAAAAGUGUUGAUGUUCCUGUGUUGGUUGUUGGAACCAAGUCUUCGCCAGCUCUUUCUGAUGCUCAAACUCCAAAACCUAUCAAUCAUGUUGAGAAGCUUUCUGUGCCUAGUGUUGGUCAGGUUGCUCCUAGAGCUCCUUCUGUUCAGAAAUCAAACGGUUCUGGAAACUUCAAUCUGAAGAAUAAGAUGCCAUCACCGCGCUCUCGAAAGCCAGGCCCCAAGCGCAACAGAAACACAAAUGGCACGCCUCACUUUCCUGUGGCGACGAUGCCUUAUCCUAAUGGCGAGAAUCCUAAGCAUGUAUCCCCGGCAGCAGCAGGACAAGGUUUUACUCCACCUGCUCAUGCCAUUGAUGCCAAACAUGUUCAGCCUCCGGUGCAAGAAGAUCUGAAUGCUUAUGCUGUUAAUUAUCCAAAUGGAAGGCCAAAUAUCCAAGAACAAGGUGACCAUGUGAAUCAUGGUCGGCAUCAUCAAAGACCUUUUCCUGCCAAGGCAAACAUGCCUAUGCAACACAAAAGCAUGGAAGGAAGAAAAAGUAUACAAUCAUCCCUCCUUCAAAUUGAUUUAAAUGAGUCGGCUUCAGCCCAAGAUCCCUCUGAGCAUAGCAUGGAACAACAACAGGAGAAAACUGGCACCAAUAUCGAUGAGUCAGGUCAUGCCGUUGCAAUUCUAAACUCUAAUGAUAAUAGCGUCGAAACUCUAAACUCUAACGAAAAUAACUUAAUUCAAGCUGAGUCAGUACCAGAAGAAAGUCAUGCCCCAAGGAAAGGGCAUUGGACAGAAGAUGAACACAAGUUGUUUUUGAAGGGGCUGAAAAAACAUGGAAAGGGAUGCUGGAAAGAUAUUUCAAAAGAAUUCGUGGUGACAAAAACUCCAACUCAAAUUGCUAGCCAUGCCCAAAAAUACUUUAUCCACCAAAAUGUGAAAGAUAUAGAGAAGAAGGAGAAAAAGAGAAAAAGUAUUCACGACACAACCUUAAACAAGAAUGACACAUUGGUUACUGUCGCUGUUGAACAGCGAGAUGAGAUUCCUUCAGUUGAGCUACAAAGUGUGAUUCCUCCUCAAGGAAUGCAACAGACACAAACACAACAGAAUGAGAUUUCUCCUAUGUUGUGCUUGCUGCCAAUCAGUUCUACAAUUCCUUCGGUUCAGCAACAAAAUGAGCUUACUCCUGUAGUCACUGCUCCUAUGGAACAACAACAUGAGACUCCUGCCAUCUUAAACAACAAGGACAAUGAAAACUUGCAAACCCAGUUGGUGUUGCUUUAUCCAAUCGGUUCUACACUUCCUGAUAUGAACAAACUUGAGAAGAUGUGCAACUUGUUGGCAAAAGAACUUUGAAUUAGAGGAGUUGUUUUGCAUGAGGGCAGUUUGAUCUUUAGAUAGGUGUCUUUCUUGUUUGAGCUGCUUGUUUUGGUGUAUCAUAGGAGCUAUGUAUGAUAUUGAGUGCAUUGUGAGCAAAUAAUAAUUGAUAAAAUUAACUCUUUUCUGAUGGGGUUUAUUGCUACCAAAAUUUUGCAUAUGUUUUUAGCUUGGUUCCUAUGAGUUUAUUGAUAAUAGGGCUGAACAAACUAUCUUGCAUCGGACUUUCCUAUAAAUGGUAUGUCCUGUUUGCCGUAUUUGUCAAUUAUCAGAACAUAAGGGAUCGAAAGGUUCACGGUGAAUGUGCUGGCAAACUAAAUCAAAUGGAGCUUGAUGUUGAUGAGGCGUGAACAAAUUUCUACAUGGUAGCUUUGUGAUCUUCGUUUUCACCUUGAAAAAGCUGG
Molecule: messenger RNA, 2043 nt
Organism: Medicago truncatula (barrel medic)
Lineage: Eukaryota; Viridiplantae; Streptophyta; Magnoliopsida; Fabales; Fabaceae
Product: transcription factor MYBS3
Exons: 5
Coding region: 233-1618 (461 amino acids)
Biological process (GO): response to salicylic acid; response to gibberellin
Molecular function (GO): DNA binding
Source: RefSeq, a predicted model, not a curated record